Messenger RNA from Microplitis mediator, 1871 nucleotides. Its product is annotated as E3 ubiquitin-protein ligase arih1-like. The coding region runs from base 189 to 1685 and encodes 498 amino acids. Gene Ontology annotation, cellular component: ubiquitin ligase complex; cytoplasm. Gene Ontology annotation, biological process: protein polyubiquitination; positive regulation of proteasomal ubiquitin-dependent protein catabolic process; ubiquitin-dependent protein catabolic process. The record is from RefSeq and is a predicted model, not a curated record. Gene Ontology annotation, molecular function: ubiquitin protein ligase activity; zinc ion binding; ubiquitin conjugating enzyme binding. Lineage: Eukaryota; Metazoa; Arthropoda; Insecta; Hymenoptera; Braconidae. The transcript has a single exon.
GUCAAUGGUGCGUUAGUUCUCUCCAAGACACAACUAAGCCUCGACUGGACGCUGGCCUUCACACUCGCCACCAAAGUACUGAAACUAAACCCAACCUAAAUCAACACAAAAACAACCAAAAAUAUAUAUAUCCUUUAUAUAAAGUUACAAAUUUAUUUAUUUAAUUAAUUUAAUAUUAAAAAAACAAAAUGGAUUCCGAUGAUAACUGUUACGAUUUACCGGAUUGUGAAUUUGAAACCGGCCUCAGUGACGAUGAAGUUGAAAUGGAAAAUUUAGCAACAUGUGAUUCAAAUAUUGAUGAUUAUUCAUACCAAGUGUUAAAAACCGAAGAAAUUGUUGGUCAUAUGUUAAAAAAAAUAAAAUCAAUUAGCGGGAUAAUUGAAAUUCCAUCAACGAUAACGCGGAUUCUACUCCAUCAUUUUAAUUGGGACGAAGAGAAAUUAUUAGAUAAAUUUUAUACUCAAAAUCGCAGUGAAUUGUUUAAGGAGGCUCACAUUAUUGAUCCCUCAUCAUCAUCAUCAGCAGCAGCAGUAUCAACAUCAGCAGUAAGUAAAAAAAAUAAUUCAAUUAUUGAAUCUGAAGAUUGCGAAAUUUGUCUGGUUCCGUUAUCUUGUAAUUUGAUGACUGGGAUGGAAUGCGGGCAUCGUUUCUGUACUGAUUGUUGGGACUCUUAUUUAUCAACUAAAAUAAUCGAACAAGGGGAAUGUCAAUCAAUAACUUGCCCAGCUCACAAAUGCGAUAUUAUCGUUGAUGACGAAACCGCAAUGAAUUACAUAAAAGAUUUUAAUGUAAAAACAAAAUAUCAACAUUUGAUAACAAAUAGUUACGUUGAGUCUGACAGAUUAUUAAAAUGGUGCGAGACACCUGAUUGUAAUCAUGCCAUUAAAGUUUCUUAUGUUGAUUUCAAACCGGUGACAUGUCACUGCGGCCGGACAUUUUGUUUUAAAUGCAACAAAAAAUGGCACGAUCCGAUUUUAUGCGAUUUGUUACGUAAGUGGAUGAAAAAAGUCGAUGAAGAUGCGGCGACAUCUGCGUGGAUUGGAAUUAAUACAAAAGAUUGUCCACAAUGUCUGACGAUAAUUGAAAAAAAUGGCGGGUGCAAUCAUAUGACUUGUAGAAAGUGUAGAUAUGAAUUUUGCUGGAUUUGUAUGAUGAAUUGGAAAGAACAUAAUACAAAUUAUAAAUGUAAUAGAUUUGAAGCUGAUGCUGAACGUGCUGUGGAAAAGACAAGAUCUUCGUUACGCAGAUACAUGUUUUAUUCUGAUCGUUUUAUGAAUCAUUCGAGAUCACUGGAGUUAGAGAACAAUUUGUACCUUAUUGUUGGUGACAAAAUGAUGGAGUUGCAGAAAAUGGACAUGUCUUGGAUUGCAGUACAGUUUUUGAAAAAAGCUGUUGAUAUUUUGUGCAAAUGCAGACAAACUUUGAUGUAUACGUACUCGUUUGCGUACUACAUUAAGAAGUCGAAUCAAUCUACUAUUUUCGAAGACAAUCAACAGGAUCUGGAAUCGGCUAUUGAGACUCUGUCGCAUUAUUUAGAGCAGGAUAUCGAUGAGGAAGAACCUAGUGAAAUUAAAAAGAAGGUUCAGAACAAAGCUGACUACUGCGAAAGUAGAAGGAAAGUUCUGCUGGAUCACGUUCAUGAGGGCUAUGACAAAGGCUGGUGGAAUUACACAAAUCUUGAGUAAUUUUAAUAUUAUUAUUAUUUUUUUAGAAUUAAGUGGAAUAAUGUUUCAAAUUUUGUGUUAAUCUGAAGCAUUGAUGUUUGUUUUACUGUGUAACAAUUGUUUGGAAAGUUUGGAUUUUAUUAAAGAACUGAUUUGAAUAUUUUUUAAGUUAUUUUAAAUUUACAUUACACUUUUUGCGUAAGCUGG